AGAAUCAUUAUAGUGAUGACACGUGGUUAUAAAAAGAAGUUGUAAUGUUUUUCAAAUAAUAUACAGGGGAUAGAUUUAUCAAAUCUAGGGCCCAAUAACAAGUCUCUCUUUUAAUAAUGCUGACGAGUCAGAACAUAGACAUCAGCCCCACCUUCCAAAACAUUAGCUUUUUAGAGGAUGGUCUUGAUUUCAGAAUGCUUUCCGCAUAAAAAUCUGUCGGUAUUUCUUUCACGAGACUUUCAAGCAGUGUAGCAUCGUAGUUACAGUACAGACACAAACUCAUGAGUCUUCACUAGUACUGUCUCAUGAGUCAUGACCUAAAAGUUGAUUAAAGUUUCCAAUUUAGACGUAUAUUUAAAUGUCGCCGUUUCAUGAGGGAAAAAAACGUGAUUUAGUAUAUUCGAAGAAAGACCUUAUAUUCAAUGGCCCAGUACCAAUCAGACACUUAAAAUUUAGUCUUCAAACGUCUACGACCAUUUUUGAUUUUUCUUUCCAUGUGCUAUGUGUUUCAAAGUUCUAACAAUAUGAUCCACUUACUUGCUGAUAAUUAUUAGGUUAGAAUAUUCAAAGUACGUGUCUUUGAAAAUUCUCGGCUGAUGCCUGAUGAGAUCAUCAGUAAUGAACGCACACGCAGGUUGACUUUUCUUUUUGAAGCUUACAUAUAUAGACAGAGGCUGAAAUAUUUUGUAUGGGCAUAUACUAAAACAAUAGAUCAGGGGUUUUAAAUAAACUUGUGCUGAGUUACUUGAGUAAAAACAAAAAUGAGUAUGGAGAAAGUGCCACACCAUCAACCACCUGCGUCCGCCCCUGUAUAUAGAUAUGGUUUCCUAUCCAUAGGCUGCUUCAUUGUAAACCUCAUGUUUUGAAAAGAAAUACAAACUGAAACUGCUUCAACUCAUCCAUACCAGAUCCGCAAACUUUACAAAUCUAUGGAGAUAUUCAUCCACUGCGCUUGCUUUAACCAUUGUAACUGCUCACAGUGGAUUAUCCAAAACAAAACUUCGAUCCCCCAAUAGGCGCAUACGGUAGUACCUCACCAACCGGACCCCAAUGUUGUUAGCAAGGUGAAAGCAUCGAGAGAAACAGCAUGAAGAGACCUAUGGUUCGUGGUGGUUAAUAUUUUAUUUUAUAAUAAAUAAUAAACAAGACAAUACACAUUAAAAAUAAUAAAGAUAAAGAUAUUAAAAAUAUUCUUUCGGUCGCUACUUGUGAUGCACAUUAGCCCAACAAUAUGUUAUUUUUUUAUCAAAAAAAAAAAAAAAGACAAUACAAAAGAUACAUCUAAAUUUCGCUUGCAUAGUAUCUCUACGAAUAAAAUAGUCUCCAUCUAUACUGUGGGUGCAUAUUUAAAAAGUAUAGUACUUGUUGUUACCAUUUACCAAGGCGAAAACAGCGGGAGAAACACCGAUUCAUUUCUAAGUUAUGACAUGUAAUGAUCUUUCAAUUCGAUCAAUCUAUUGCAUACGUCUUUUAACUUCUUCUUUUUUUAGCAACAUACGUCUUUUAACUAGUGAUCUAUUUUAAGGUGUUGUUUCAUUAUUGUGUGAUAUAUUAUAUAUUAUAUACUCUGUGAAUAAAUGAAAUGGUUUUAAAAAAACAUAUUUAUAUUAGCUAUCAAAACCAAACGGCUAAAUAAAAAAUGACCAAAAAAAACAAAAAAAACUGAUGUAAGGCAUAAACCCUAGAUCGAGCGAGGCUUCAAUCGUCCUCAAAUAUCAAUCGCCGCUCUCUUUGGUGGUCCUGCUCACCGCCUUCAACAGUGGUUAUUGAAGAUGUGAUUUUCUAAGGUGUUCUGAUGUAGUUCGUGAAGUACUACAGAAAGGUGUGUCAAGACGUGAUGUAGUUCGUGAAGUACUACAGAAAGGUGUGUCAAGACGUGUGUUAAGACGUUGAGUUGUGAAGAUGGUUACAAAGAAGUUUUCUUAUAUGGAUCACAUGUGUAGGUGGAGCUUGGAAAAAGGAAAGAAAGAGAAUAUCUUGCUGAAGACAAAAGACGUUUUUCAUUAAGCUAAGCGGUUUUACUUGGAGAGAAAGUGUUACUUGGAGAGGAAAGGGAGUUUCCUUAUAUGGAAAUGGAAGUUCAUUAAAGUGCAUUUAACGAAUUUGGAGAGCAAUUCUAAGGUUUAUUAUAUAAGGAGGGACGUGCCUUAUGAGAAGACUAGCACCCAAAGAUUAAAGAUAAAGAGAAUAUUCAUUGAGAGAUUUCAUUGUGUUCUUGUUGAGUGUUAACAUUGUGUUGACGUAGUGUCUGACGGAGUGUCCGUUGUACUUGGUGUUAUGACGUUGGUGUUGACGUUACGUGUGUCCGUUGUAUUGUGGUGACCAAGCUGUGCAUUGGUGUUGACGUGCGCGUUGGUAUCUUUAUAUGAUGUUGACGUACUCGGUGACGUACUUGGGGAAGUACUUGGUGACGUACCUUCAGAGAUUUGGAGGUUGAAGUCUGAACUCAGGGGGAGUUUAGCUCAAGGCGAGAUUGUCUUGAAGAGUUCAUGCCAUAGAAGGGAGCGGUGAUUCAAAAAGGUUGUGCUUGUAUUACGCGUUUGCAAAUUGCUUGUAAUUUGCUUUCUCAUUCUAGUGGAUUCGAAUUCUGGGCAAGGUCCCGGAGAGUAGGAAACGAACCUCGUUAACAAACUCUGUGUGUUAUUUACUUUCUGCUAUAUAUCUCUGACUUAUCCGUACUUACAAUUGGUAUCAGAGCAGGGGUCGAUAGAGUUUACGACUAGUUUCGAGUAGAUCAGAGUGAGUGACAGAAAUUGCGUCAGGAGGUACAACAGAGUUUGGAAAACCGGUCUUGAUGGAGGCAUAUCAAGAAGGGACGUCUAUGACAAAGCCACCAAGGCUUGAUUCGUCUAACUGUGGAUAUUGGAAGGUCCGUAUGUAAGCUUUUAUCAGCGGUCUUGAUGAAGAUUGUUGGAGUUCAAUUGAGGCUGGUUGGAGUCCUCCUGUGAUGCUUGAUGAUGAGAAGGUUGAAGUUCUUAAGCCGAGAGAGAAGUGGACUACUGCGGAGAAGAAUGCUUCAAGCUACAAUUCUAAGGCGCAGACGGCGAUCUAUAAUGCUAUUGAUGUGAGCUACUUCAAACUGAUUUCUCAAUGUGUGUCAGCUCAGAAGGCGUGGAAGACAUUAGAGAACAUGUUUGAAGGUACUAUAAAUGUCAAGCGAACUAAGCUGGAUAUGCUAGCAUCUAGAUUUGAGAAUCCAAGGAUGGAUGAAGAAGAAACUGUGGCUCAUUUUAGUGCCAAGUUGUGUGACAUAUCUAAUGAGUGUUUUGCGCUUGGGAAGCAGUGCAAGGACAAGAAGCUGGUAAAGAAGCUGAAGAGGUCGUUGCCGCUGAAGUUUGAGUCGAAGAUUUCUGCCAUAGAAGAAGCUCAUAAUCUGGAUGAGAUGGCUUUUGAUGAAUUUGUAGGGAUUCUUCAAGAUUUUGAGUUGAGCAAGGCAUAUGGAGAUCAAGAUAAUGAGAAGGAUAAGGAUAAGAAGAAAGAAGAUCCUUAUGGUGUUGCUUUGAAAGUUUCAUCUUCUGAGGAUCCUAUGGCGAUGCUGUCAAGAAACCUUGCUGAGUAUCUGAAGCAACAAAGAGACAAAAGGGAAAAUGGAAAAAGAGGUGAUUUAAGAAGACCACCAUCAAAGUUAUGAUGCUAUGAGUGCAAUGGGUUAGACAUGUUCGGCUGGAAUGUACAAAUUUGCAGAGGCGUGAAAAGAAGAGUAACAACAAGAGUGAUUCUGAUACUGAUUCAGAUAAUGGUAAGAAUCUGUGGAACUUUGUGGCGUUCAGAACUUUGGAUUUUAGCUAUGAGAAGAAGUCUGCGGCAGGAUCUGUGUUAUCGUCUGUGUCAGAGUCUACACGUGGGAGUGAUGAUGCUGCUGGAAAUGAUGAUGAUACUGGCAAUUUCGAUGAUAUAGAUCUUGCUAAGAACUACGAGACAUUGUAUGCACAUUGGCUCCAGAGAAAGAAGAAGCAUUAAAACAUGCUUCAGAGAAAGAAGAAGCAUUAAAACAUGCUUCAGAGAAAGAAGAAGCAAGCAAGACAAGCUAGAGUUCAACUUGAAGAAAUUCAUAAAGGUCUGAGGAUGCUUAAUAAUGGUACAUAUCAAUUGGAUCAUCUUCUCAGCAUUGGGCAGAGUGAUCAGUGUGGUCUUGGAUUCAAGGGAAAAUCUUCUAAAGGUAGAUGUGUUUUUGUGUAUGUUGGUGCGACAGAGAAUGUAGCGAAAUGUGCUACAAAGCUAGUGGUUAAAAGUUCGACAGGGACUGCAACAGAUGGUAAAGCUGCGACUGUUAAAAAGAACUGGUGUGAAAGCUGCUACUGCGACUGCAGUAAGGGCUGCUACUGUGACUGCGGUAAGGGCUGCUACUGCGACUGCUACAAGAAAAACUCCAGAAGUGCAGAGUGCACUUCGACAAGCUUUUGUUCCUAUUUUUCAUUAUUAUGGAGUUCGUGGGCAUAUUAGGCCAAGGUGUUUUAAGCUGUUGAGGGAGAAGCGACAGAUGGAGCAAACAUAUGGUAUGAGGUCUCAUAGUCCAAUAUGUUAUUGUGGAGUUCAACGUCAUGCUCGGCGUGAUGGUUUUGAUUCUGGUCAAGGAGCUAAUCAUGGAGGGAUAAGGCUCAUGGAUACGUGGUCUGGAAGAUCUGGUCAUUAUGGAGAUGAUGGGAUGCGAUUCUAUCCUCGGCAUGGAGGAUGGCGAUCAUCUUUAUUAGUAUUUUGACCAUGAUGUGAUUGGAAGGGAGAGAUUGGAGAGCUUCAUGUUUGAGUUGUUGAGUUCACAUACAUAGUCAAAAUGGGAGUGACUGAAGAUGUGAUUUCCUAAGGUGUUCUGAUGUAGUUCGUGAAGUACUAUAGAAGGUGUGUCAAGAUGUGUGUCAAGACGUUGAGUUGUAAAGAUGCUUACAAGGAAGUUUUCUUACAUUGAUUACGUGUGUAAGUGGAGCUUGGAAAAAAAAAGAGAAUAUCUUGUUAAAGACAAAAUAUGUUUUCCAUUAAGCUAAGUGGUUUUACUUGGAGACGAAGUGUUACGUGGAGAGGAAUAUGAAUUUUCCUUACAUGGAAAUGGAAGUUCAUUAAAGUGCAUUUAAUGAACUUGGAGACCAAGUCUAAAGUUUAUUAUAUAAGGAGGGACAUGCCUUAUGAGAAAACUAGCACCCAGAGAUUAAGAUAAAGAGAGUAUUCAUUGAAAGGUUUCAUUGUGUUCUUGUUGAGUGUUGACAUUGUGUUGACGUAGUGUCUGACGGAGUGUCCUUGUACUUGGUGUUGUGACGUUGUUGCUGACGUUACGUGUGGCGGAGUUGUCCGUUGUAUUGUGGUGACCAAGCUGUGCAUUGGUGUUGACGUGUGCCUUGGUAUCUUUGGUGUGCGUCUGGUGUUGACGUACUCGGUGACGUACUUGGUGAAAUACUUGGUGACGUACUUUCAGAGACUUAGAGGUUGAAGUCUGAACACAGGGGGAGUUUAGCUCAAGGUGAGAUUGUCUUGAAGAGUUCAUGCUAUAGAAGGGGGUGGUGAUUCAAGAGGGUUGUGCUUGUAUUACGCGUUUGCAAAUUGAUUGUAAUUUGCUUUCUCAUUCUAGUGGAUUUGAAUUCUGGACAAGGUUCCGGGGAGUAGGAAACGAAUCUCGUUAACAAACUCUCUGUGUUAUUUAUUUUCUAUAUCU
This is a messenger RNA of Brassica napus (rape), 5641 nucleotides long. RefSeq lists its product as uncharacterized. The transcript is spliced from 3 exons. The record is from RefSeq and is a predicted model, not a curated record. Bases 2948 to 3631 code for a protein of 227 amino acids. NCBI's taxonomy places the organism in Eukaryota, Viridiplantae, Streptophyta, Magnoliopsida, Brassicales, Brassicaceae.